This is a messenger RNA of Fusarium coffeatum, 711 nucleotides long. RefSeq lists its product as uncharacterized. The record is from RefSeq and is a predicted model, not a curated record. NCBI's taxonomy places the organism in Eukaryota, Fungi, Ascomycota, Sordariomycetes, Hypocreales, Nectriaceae. The transcript has a single exon. The coding region runs from base 1 to 711 and encodes 236 amino acids.
AUGACUAUCUCUGCAGCAGAAACCACCGCAACAUCGGAUGCCUACACAACUACCACGGGGACGAAGGACGCUGAGACGACCACCGAAAUCAUCACGACCGCAACAUCAACUGACCAGACAACGACCACUGCCGCGCCAGAGACUGAGACAACUACCGACAUCAUGACCACUAUAACUUCCGAGGCAGAGACCACUACAGCCGCUGCCGAGGCCGGCCCGACCUUUCAAAUAAUUGCUAGCGGCGGCUCUGCAGAUGGCGCAGCUCUGCAAGCUCCGGACACCAUGGAGGCUGACGUAGUAACGUUUAAUCCUCCCGCCUCCGAAGGGUUCCGACCAAGAACAUACAUCCUCGAGCCUAACACCGGCCGAGUCAAGGAUCAGGACAACGGCCGGUACCUGUGCGGAUACUAUCAAUGGACUGGCUCAGUUCAGUCAGUUCAGCCAGCCUAUGUUCAAGCCUGUACAGGUACCCCCGGUCCCAACCAGCCUGCCGAGUACCUGAACUGUGAGAUCUUUGAAGGCACGCUCUUUUGCACGCUUCCGCAAGCCAUAUGCUACCAGGAAGAAAUAGGCAUGGAUGUAACAUGCGUAACUUCUCGCAAUGGGAUUUAUGAUACCGUUUAUGACCCUGGGGCUGGUAAUCAAUAUAUCCUUAUUGGCGGAACUGGUAUCAAUUUGGCGCCUAUUGAACUUAUUGCUCAAGAAGUAUAA